CGGCGCUGCGCUGCGCUCUCCUCCUCCUCCGCCUCCACACGACGCGGCGCUUCGCCCUGCGCGGACUUUUGCCCCCCCCGACUCCCCCAGAGGUGAAGAUAAGCCGAACGGCGCCGGAGCCGCGUCGACAUGUUUUCACCGAAGUCGCCCAAAAAGCCGCCCAAGCGCGUCCCCGAGUCGUCCGCGGAGCGGAUCCGCAUGGUGGACUGCGCCUGUACGCCGGACUGCACCUGCGGGCCCUCGGAGUGCCCCGGCGGGGGGCUGUGCGCGCGGGAUCCGCAGGAGAAUGGCCUCCGCGUCGACCAACGCGGCCUCGACAACUUGGCCUACGAGUACGGGAGUCAGCGCGAGCUCCGUCCUCCACCCAAAACAGCCUCCACCGCCACAUUUAAACUCCUGGGACUCGGCGCCGGGCACCAGGCCCGGGCCGUCGAGGGCGGAGUCUGCGGCCUGGACGGAGUCCUCGCCGCCAGCUUGUCGUCGCCCAGCGGCUUGGCCAAAGUGCACUACGACGCCGCCGCCGUCACGACCAAAGACAUCGCCCUGCAGCUCCAGAGGCUGGGACUGGACGCGGAGUCGGCGGCGCGGGUCAGGGUGGACGGGAUGCGCUGCCAGUCCUGCGUGCAGUCCAUCGAGGGACGGAUCGGCGCUCGACCCGGGGUGUCCCACAUUCGGGUGUCCCUGCAGGACGCCGCGGCGCUGAUUGUGUAUCGACCUCUUCUGGUGAGCCGGCAGGAGCUGAGGGGCGCCAUAGAGGAGAUGGGUUUCGGUGCCUCGCUGUCAGACGACGACGACGACGACGACGCAUCUGCGCGUGACGUCGCCUACUGGCAGCGUGACGCGUCCAUCGCCACCGUCACCAUUCGGAUCGCGGGGAUGACUUGCAACUCGUGCGUGCAGUCCGUGGAAGGGAGGAUCUCCCAGGUGACGGGAGUGCAGUCCAUCGCCGUGUCACUGGAGGAGGGGAAGGGAACGGUGACCUUCGACCCCGGCCUGACGGAGCCGGAGCUGCUCAGGGCAGCUGUCGACGACAUGGGCUUUGAGGCGUCGCUCGAAGAACCUGCAUCUGCAAAGUUCCUCCAGCCACGUCCAAAGUCCAGGCCCGUUGCCUCCGGACCUUCUGGCCUCUCGGACUCGCAGCCGCCCGUUCAGGCGCCAGUCAACAGCGGCGCCGGAUCACAGGCGACGCCUGGAAGCCCGACCAAAGCGCAGAAAUGCUUCAUCUGCGUGACGGGGAUGACCUGCGCCUCCUGUGUGGCCAACGUUGAGAGGAACCUGCACAAACACAGAGGGAUCCUCUCGGUGUUGGUGUCACUCAUGGCCGGAAAGGCGGAGGUGAAGUACGACGCGGAAGUCCUGGACGCCGCGGCCGUGACUCGGCUCAUAGAAGACUUGGGCUUUGGCGCCAAGCUGAUUGAGGACCACGCAGGAACGGACGGGAAGCUGGACCUCACGAUAACGGGCAUGACGUGUGCAUCAUGUGUGCACAACAUUGAGUCCAAGCUCGCCUCCACCAAAGGGAUCAUCGUGGCCUCCGUCGCCUUGGCGACCAAGAAAGCCCGGAUCCAGUUUGACCCCGAAGUGCUGGGAGCUCGAGAUAUCACCAAGAUCAUUCAGAGUCUCGGAUUCGAGGCCAGUCUGGUGAAGGCGAGCUUCCGAAACAACCUGGAUCACACCGAAGAAAUACGACAGUGGAAGAACUCCUUCCUUCUCAGCCUGGUCUUCGGCCUGCCCGCCAUGGGCCUCAUGAUCUACAUGAUGGUGAUGGACAGUCAGCACCAGGAACACGGAGGCUCAAUGCCGCAGGAGCAGAACCUGCUGCCCGGCCUCUCCCUCCUCAACCUGGCCUUCUUCCUGCUCUGCACGCCUGUGCAGAUCUUCGGAGGCCGAUACUUCUACAUCCAGGCGUACCGCUCGCUGAAGCACCGCACCGCCAACAUGGACGUGCUCAUCGUGUUGGCCACCUCCAUUGCCUACAUCUACUCCUGCGUGGUCCUGGUCGUAGCCAUGGCCGAGCGAGCCGGCCAGAGCCCCGUCACCUUUUUCGACACUCCGCCCAUGCUGUUUGUGUUCAUCGCGCUGGGCCGAUGGCUGGAGCACGUCGCAAAAGGUAAAACCUCCGAGGCGUUGGCCAAAUUAAUGUCACUUCAAGCUACUGAUGCCACUGUGGUCACUUUGGGGCGAGACCACUCCGCCAUCAGUGAGGAGCAGGUGGUGGUGGAGCUGGUCCAGCGGGGAGACAUCGUGAAAGUCGCUCCGGGAGGAAAGUUCCCCGUGGACGGGAGAGUGAUUGAGGGAAACUCCAUGGCUGACGAGUCCCUGAUCACAGGGGAGCCGAUGCCCGUCGGUAAGAAGGUGGGCAGUUUGGUGAUUGCCGGCUCCAUCAACGCCCACGGUGCUCUCCUGGUGGAGGCCACCCACGUGGGGUCCGACACGACUCUGUCUCAAAUCGUUAAGCUGGUGGAAGAGGCCCAAACCUCAAAGGCCCCCAUCCAGCAGUUUGCAGACCGCCUCAGCGGCUACUUCGUGCCCUUCAUAGUUCUGGUCUCGCUGCUGACGCUGGUGGCGUGGCUGGCAAUCGGGUUUGUCAACUUUGACAUUGUGAGGGAGAACUUCCCGGUAGGUGCGGCUCACACAUCUCAAGACGAGGUCAUCGUCCGCUUUGCCUUCCAGGCCUCCAUCACCGUUCUGUCCAUCGCCUGCCCAUGCUCUCUGGGGUUGGCGACCCCGACAGCCGUCAUGGUGGGCACGGGGGUCGGAGCUCAGAACGGGAUCCUUAUCAAAGGGGGCGAGCCGCUGGAGAUGGCCCACAAGAUCGACGUGGUGAUGUUCGACAAAACCGGCACCAUCACGUACGGCGUUCCUCGGGUGACCCGGGUGCUGGUGCUGUGGGAGGUGGCCCGCAUGCCCCUGAGGAGGAUCCUGGCGUUGGUCGGCACAGCGGAGGCCAGCAGCGAGCACCCGCUGGGCGCGGCCGUGGCCAAGCACUGCAAACAGGAGCUGGCCAGUGAGCUGCUGGGCUGCUGUCAGGACUUCCAGGCCGUUCCCGGCUGUGGGAUCAGCUGCCGGGUUUCUAACGUCGAACAUCUGCUGCCGCACCCGACCGAAGAGCGCUUCGCCGUGCCGGGGGCCACCACCGACGAGAGCAGCCUGCCCGCCGCCGCCGAGCCCCCGCCUGCAGGCGAGCCUCCGUCCUACUCCGUCCUCAUUGGGAACCGGGAGUGGAUGAGGAGGAACGGCCACCACAUCGGCGAGGACGUCGACGCCGCCAUGUCCAGCCACGAGACGAAAGGACAGACCGCCAUACUGGUGGCGAUAGAUGGUGUGCUGUGUGCCAUGUUGGCCAUCGCGGACACGGUGAAGGCGGAGUCGGCGUUGGCGGUGCGCACGCUGCGCGGCAUGGGCAUCGAGGUGGUGAUGAUCACGGGGGACAACAGGCGCACCGCGAAAGCCAUCGCCGCACAGGUGGGCAUCGGGAAGGUGUACGCCGAGGUGCUGCCGUCGCACAAGGUGGCCAAAGUGCAGGAGCUGCAGGAACGAGGCCGGCGGGUGGCCAUGGUGGGGGACGGCGUCAACGACUCGCCCGCCCUCGCCCGGGCCGACGUGGGCAUCGCCAUCGGCACGGGCACCGACGUGGCCAUCGAGGCGGCCGACAUCGUCCUCAUCCGAAACAACCUGCUGGACGUGGUGGCCAGCAUCGAGCUGUCCAAGAAGACGGUGCGGCGGAUAAGGACCAACUUCGUCUUCGCCCUCAUCUACAACCUCGUAGGGAUCCCCUUCGCCGCAGGUGUGUUCAUGCCCGUCGGCGUGGUGCUGCAGCCCUGGAUGGGCUCCGCCGCGAUGGCCGCCUCGUCCGUCUCGGUGGUCCUGUCGUCUUUGAUGCUGAAGAUGUACAAAAAGACCUCGGUGGAGGUGUACGAGGUGCGAGCGCUGGGCCUCGCGAGGAGCCUCCGCUCGUCGCUCAUCAGCACACACGUGGGUCUGGACGCCGACCCGGCCGUCCAGGUGCCGACCACGAACUCGGUCCAGGGCCGGGGGCGCCACUCGCGCCUGGACCACCAGGCCGCGGACGACCUGAACGUGCUGUGAAGGGAAAAGGGGAAGAAGCGCUCCGGCGUCGCGCGGUUUCUCCUCUGGAGGAAGUCGUUUUCUGUGUAUUUAUGUAAAUACUGCUACGGUCGUCUCUGGGGACAACGAUCCAGAUUUUUAUAAAGGAAAAUGUCAAAGAAUCAAGCUGCUAAGGGGAAAGUACCAUUGAAGCGUUGUGUCAUUUUCUGCAUUUUUGUCUCCUUCUUCCUCGCCAGCAGCAACAUAAAUCUCGCGACGUGAAAUGGGUUUAUUUGCGUGUACAAAUUGCUUUUACAAUAUAGUCAAAGUAAAGCCAAAGUGUUUGGAAUAGACUGUCGUUGUGAGAGAGUCUGGUUAUAAAUAAUGCAUAAGCACAUGUCCACGCUGUAGACUGGGUGUUUCUGUCUGUUUCAGCGAAACUGAUUCUGCGCUUUGUUUUUUGGAAAUCUGUCUUUCCAGCAGAGAGGGAAGGAAUUCUUGGAAGAUUCAUCUCGGCUGUUAUUUAUAGACGUGGACGUUCUGGACUUUUCUUACCAAUGUAUUUUGAGCCGGGCCAGAGGUAAUUAAUGGAUUAUAUUAAUCAAAUGAUUCAUGGACCAGAAGCAUUAGUUCCCUAAAAGAUAUAUAGCUUUUUGGGGUAUAAAUAUGACUUGUUCUAAAAGACCUUUUUCACUGCCGGCAGUUUUUCACACGUGGAAGCAGGUGUGAUUUAUCUUUAUAGAUCUGCGAGCACUUGAAGCCCCUUUUGAGCUACGCGUUGUCUCUGCGUCGAAUGGCUCUUUGCAUUCCUUCUAGUUCUACCGAUGCUGCGUGUACAUUGUUGCACAGCUUCGUUUUGGUUCUGUGGUGCAAGGUUUGGAAAAAAAAGGGGAUGCAGGGUGACAGAUUGAAUGUCUGCUGUUGUCGUCGUCUCUGUGUUUCUUCUGGUUCGUGUUUUGAUAAAACUUUUGUUUUAGAGCUUUUCUGUUUGUGUUUUAGGAUGCAGAUCAUAGAGUAGACAUUGUCUUUUGAAUGAAGAUCCCACAGCAAGUCCAGUCUUGUCUUUUAUUUAGCUCACUGAGAAUCUAUUGGUCGGCUUCUUCUGUUUUUAUUUGAUUCAUGAAUGUGGAUUUAGCUCUAGAACUUGCGUUAUUCUAUGGGGACAGAUUUUACUGUUGGUUUGCAUUGUGUAAAUCACGACUUGAGCCUAAUAGCUUGUCAUAAUGUAUUUUACAGCCGUGUUCUAUAGGGGCGCAGCACCCUGGGGAGUCCUUUGACGGCUCCGCUAUGAAUCUGUAAUUCUGCUGCCUACAUCGGAGAGCAUCCUUACAAAAAUAACCCCAGACAAGUCCGACAGUCAGACGUUUAGAAAAAACCCCUGACAGAAGGUGUUCGCUUCGUUUAUUUAUUUAGUUAGAAGAAUAUCUAAGACAGAGAGAACGCACAACUGUCCAAUCCGUGGAGGUGCGUGCCCUUGACUUUGACAGCACGAGGGUGCAAAUCCUCCAAUAACCAGGAAAGUCAAAGAGGAUCAAGUCAGCCCUCCAUCUAAGCUGACGAUGCCCAAUUAGAGCUCCGGAGGGAGGAGGACUUUUCCUGAGGGCAAAUAUAACAAGAGGCCUUGAACCGGUCCGGAGGAAGGAUGCAUCUCUUUCUGGUUUGUGAGCUUGAGAAAGGGUUUGUGUCACUUAAUUUAAACAUCUGCACACAUGACGCCACAGGAGUGAAAACACCUGGCUGGAGAUAAGACCCGAGAACAGCUGGAGGAGAAAGGGGUUAGAAUCCUAUAAUACAUUUUACUCUGCAGAGGAAACUUGGCACUGAUACCGUUGUAUUUGAUUCCCACAAAUAUAAAGUGGUUUAUUUGCCCUCAGAGACCCAUAUAGAGGGACGGGGGGAAACGUUCAGCUGUGUGAUCAGGGCAGCUUGGAGCCUUAUGACAGAGGCACCAAAUGCCCACUAAUGUAUCACACGUUUACAACCACAUCGAGGACCGGAAAACUGCACCUGAUCCAAUCACGGGGGCAGCCGCCCUGCUCAAUUGCAUCAGGUGUGUGCGAGCUGCUCUAAAUCAGUGAGGACCCCACACGAGGAACACCACGUCAUGAACUUCCAUCGGGGCGUCACCUUCAGCAGGAGGUGAUUCACGCGAAGCGUCUGUGUACCUGUUGCCUUUUGACGCUUUGAUUCACCGCGCGUUAGUGAAGGAAGAAAUGAACAUUGAAAGCUGCUGUUGGUGGUGAGGUUGUUUUCAUUUUCAAAACUACUUUGUCAUCGGGUGUUUUGGGGAAAUGAAUCUCACUGGCGUGAUUUGUGUUGUUUGAUUAAGUACCUGACAUUCUGCCCACGAAAUGAACCAUUUUAUUUUGUCUGUGGUACCGUGUGUCUCACAACACAUGUGUCAUGGCUGAGAGCUAAAUUAGACACUAAAUAAUGACUGAACCUUGAAAAGAGGCCCGAUCCCGACUGGCUUCGGACAGUGAAACCUACUGGGGAUGUUUUCUGGUCAUUGAGGGGAGACGGCGGAUGACCUUGGUGUAAUAUGCAAAUGCACUAAAUCUCCAUAAUGAUUGCACACCAUUAAUCACACUCCGCAGAUUCCAAUUAGCAUGCUGAAAAUCAACAAAACCCUUGAAUCAUUUAGGGGGAGAUUUUUGUUUUUGAGAAUUGAGGAGGAGGUUUGCGAUUGCUGAGAGCUGUGGCACCAAUCUGCUUUAAUCAGCGGCUCUAUCCUGCUCUGUUGUGUUUCAAUAUAAUAAACAGUCAUAUCUCCA
Molecule: messenger RNA, 6821 nt
Organism: Gasterosteus aculeatus aculeatus (three-spined stickleback)
Lineage: Eukaryota; Metazoa; Chordata; Actinopteri; Perciformes; Gasterosteidae
Source: RefSeq, a predicted model, not a curated record